Messenger RNA from Funneliformis geosporum, 1080 nucleotides. The record is from the annotation of a GenBank genome assembly. NCBI's taxonomy places the organism in Eukaryota, Fungi, Glomeromycota, Glomeromycetes, Glomerales, Glomeraceae.
AUGGAAAAUUUUUUAUCAGAUUUAUCAAAGGAUUUUGGUCAACUUCUUUCCAGUGGAUAUAAUUAUGACGUAAUUAUUCAAACCGGUGAAGGUCAAAGUAUGAAAGAAUAUUUUACACAUUCAUUAAUUUUAGGAGCAAGAGUAAAAGAUCAAAGGUAUGCGGUUUAUUAUCCGUCAGCUUCAAAUAUAGGACCGGCUUUUGGUGGUGGAUGUGAUUUAUAUAUUCAAGGAAAUAACAUACAUAGGAACAACUUUAUUGCCAAUACAUAUCCUGAAGCAAACAAAAUUUUAGAUCUUAGUGUAAAAAGUAUUCUGGAUUAUGAAAUAUUUCAGGAUAACUUACUUGAUCGAUUCGGCCCGGCCAAGGAUCCAAGGAAUGGGGGGUAUCCCAAAGGAACAUCACGAACACCUACUCGCGAAUUACGCAGUUUAAGGGAAACAAAAUUUAACAAAAAAUUACAAUCUUUCCGUACUGCCGGAAAUCAUGCCGCUGCUGCUCACGGAGUAGCCGGUCAUAUUCUCGAUGCGCAGUCAACAAACAAAAUUUCACUCAUUAUGGUCUCCACCAUUUACUCGUCCGAUUCCUAUAAUCACAAAAUGGAGAGCCUUAGCCCUGCUUUGGACGUAUUACAUCAGUCGUCCUUCCAAGAAAAAUACAAAGUUCAUAGACCAGUUUCAUAUCUGCAACAGCAAACCUCAAUUGUCAACACAAAAAGGCAAGUUUUCAAGAUACAUGUUUGGAAAGUCGGUCCGAUGAGGGAAAACGAAGAUCAACAUCGAGGAAUACAACAAAUAGAUGACAGAUUCGAGAUUAAUAGCGAUAGUGAUGCUGGAGUGAAGCUCGAGAUUUGUCCUAACCGACACAAGACUCAGUCAUCGUUGGGGAAAUUGUACAGAAUUGGUACCUUAGUGGGCAAUGCGUGGUCAAAAGAAAACCCAAAAACACCGUGCCGUUAUAUAUUCGCAAACUCUUGCCAUACCAAGGAAGCCCACAAGGCAAGUGGAAGUCAGUCGAUAAGAUUGAAAAUGAAUCAGACCGACAUAGGAUCGCAUCCUUCAUUAGCUAUGAGUUACCGAUGA